Salvelinus fontinalis (brook trout) is the source of this 3913-nucleotide messenger RNA. RefSeq names its product P2Y purinoceptor 4-like. The record is from RefSeq and is a predicted model, not a curated record. Gene Ontology annotation, cellular component: plasma membrane. NCBI's taxonomy places the organism in Eukaryota, Metazoa, Chordata, Actinopteri, Salmoniformes, Salmonidae. Bases 962 to 2065 code for a protein of 367 amino acids. Gene Ontology annotation, biological process: transepithelial chloride transport; G protein-coupled receptor signaling pathway. Gene Ontology annotation, molecular function: G protein-coupled purinergic nucleotide receptor activity; G protein-coupled UTP receptor activity. The transcript has 2 exons.
GAAAGUGAGCUGCGUUCAGGGGAUCUAUGUGUUUGAGAGUGUGAGCUGGAAAGUGGGCUGGAAAGUGAGCUGCGUUCAGGGGAUCUACGUGUUUGAGAGUGUGAGUUGGAAGCAGACGUUACAAGAUCAUUAUACAGCUAAUGGCAGUUCGUUUUAUUUCCACUCUGAUUUAUUACAGUGUGUAUGCAAUUAAAUAAACAGUGGGUCGCCCGCGAUGUUGAGCCAUACGAUUUCGGUGGCUUUUGGUUAUGUGCCAGUUCUCAUGAAAUUGCUAGGAUUAAUUCCCCUUCUAUUGAAAGGAAGCUACAUACUUUCGAGGUCAGGUAUGUAGUGUCAUCUCAUCUCAUCAAUUUCCUAAUUUGGUCCCUGACACCACUCCUCAAUGUGCCGUAUCUGGUUUAUAGGCUAAACACGCAAUUUUCAACUAAUCUACUGACUUGCUUUAUAGAGUGGUUGCGGUUAUCUGUGAACAAUUUGUUUCCCGAGUAGACUUAAUCACAAGUUCCUGUGAACAUAUGGCACAUUUACUAAAAAAGUCGUAGCAAUCUAACCGUUGAAAGUCAAUGUUUGAAAUCAAUGUUAUGUUAUGAAUAACAUGAAAUCAAUGUUAAAAUAAAAAUAAUUAAUAAUAAAAUAAAUGCUAUUAAUCAAUGUCAAAAUCUUUUUGAAAUCGGUGUUAUUAUAAUGAUAAAACAUUGAUUGAAUAUCGGCUUUGAAACGAAUAGGCCUAACCUACCUCAGUGAUCGCCUAUAGGAGUUUCAUUUCAGGGGGACGGACGAGGAGAGGGGACCUGUUUCCUUUAUUUGCCGGACGGUCCAACCCAACCGACAGUCAGUCAGGCGUAUAUCCUAUAUCUAUCCAAGCUGUUUGCAGAGAUAGUGCACUCACUGCAGCGGUCACAUUGGGAUCUUAACUGGAUAUUACAAGACAAGUUUUGGCUCUCUGCUGAAAAGACAGAAGAUGGACUCAGCUAUCCACAGCCACCUUGUGCGGAACCAGUCCAGUCUGAUUAUGCACGCUGGGUAUUCCAACGACACCUGUCGCUUCAAUGAGGAGUUUAAGUACAUCCUACUGCCUGUGUCCUACAGCCUGGUGUGUGUUGUGGGUCUGGUGCUGAACUCAGUGGCUCUGUGGAUGUUCCUGACCAAGAUGCGACCGUGGAACACCAGCACCGUCUACAUGUUCCACCUGGCCCUCUCAGACUUCCUGUACGUUCUCUCCCUGCCCACCCUCAUCUACUACUACGCUAACCGCAGCCACUGGCCCUUUGGCGUCGCCGCCUGCAAGAUCGUCCGCUUCUUGUUCUACGCCAACCUCUACUGCAGCAUCCUUUUCCUCACCUGCACCAGCGUCCACCGCUACCUGGGCAUCUGCCACCCCAUCAAGGCCCUGACCAUGGUGAAGCCGCGCCAUGCCCAUGCCGUGUGUGGCAUGGUGUGGGCUGCCGUCACGGCGUGUCUGGUGCCCAACCUCAUCUUCGUCACCACCAGUCAGAGGGACAACGACACGUUGUGUCACGAUACGACCAGUCCGGAGCAGUUUGAGGAAUAUGUGGACUACAGCUCUACGGUCAUGGUCCUGUUGUUCGGCGUCCCCUUCGUGGUCAUCAUGGUCUGUUACUGUCUGAUGGCGAGGGCUCUGUGUCGGCCCAGACGGGGGCUUUCGCCCAGCCAGCGGAGCUCACCUUCACGCACCAAGUCCAUCAAGCUGAUUGUGGUGGUGCUGGUGGUGUUCGCCGUGUGUUUUGUACCUUUCCACAUCACACGCACGCUCUACUAUACCUACCGCAUGCUGGAUGCCAAAUGUGAAUUCCUGAACAUCGUUAACUUUGCCUAUAAGAUCACCAGGCCCCUGGCCAGUGUGAACAGCUGUAUUGAUCCCCUCCUGUAUUUCCUGGCUGGGGAUCACUACCGCGCUAAGCUGGUCAAAGCUCUCACUGGUAAGAGACAGACAACCACCAGUCGCUCCGCUGCCUACCUGCAAAACCGCCCCAGUAACAACCAUGAGAUCGCCCUGGUCUAUAAGAACUCAGACUCGAAAGCCAGCGGUGAACCUGAGAGAUAGUGGGUAAUUCAUAUGGACAUCUAUGGGGUAUCAUAUAUAGAUAUGCCUAACCUCCGUAAUAUAAACACGGAGGAAACGGUUAACAGUCCUGGGCUGGCCACUACACAGCUGCACUUCCUUUGGAUGCUGUUCUGUAAUUUCGGACACAGGAUGACUACAUGCUGAUCGAUGGGGCCUCAUUACAGAGCCCAGACCUGUGUGAAGUUCAGUUACUAUAAGGCUGUUGGGGCAAAGCCUUUCCUUAAAGGGGAAUGAAGAAGUGGGUGUGGGAUUGGUCAGAAAACAGACCCCUUAUCACCACCAACAUUUUGCAGCAGUGUUGGAUGCAGUACCGUUUAAUCCUAUCUACAUUCCCCUUGUUAGCAAGAAUCUAUGUGAAAACCAAGUCUGUUUUAUACAUUUAUAUACAGUCUCUAGUUCCUACUCUGAAUACUUUGCUGCCAGUUUCCCUAAUUUUCAUUGUGGCGGUUGCAGUGUUUGGAAGACAGAGUUAAAAUCCUUUCCACCAGGGAAACAAAACAGGCUCUUUAAAAACACAAAAUAGCUACAGAACUCUGAAGAGCAGAAGGAGAAACGAAUGUAUGCAAUCUGUAAUCUAAAUGUUUGUGUUAUUAUGGCAGCACGUACCCAGAGAGAGGAUUUGUGAAUGGAUAUGACAGAUGUUAAAAACAGUGGGUUAUUGUGAUCAUCAAGAGAGAAGGUCAAAAUCCUAGAAAACAUUGUUUAGACAUAUGAUCGAAGGGUUUUCGCUUGCUUCCAGUAAGAGUGGAGGUGACAUCAUAUUUAGCAACAGGCUCAGAUAUUGUGAGGCAAUCUGAAACAGUUGAACAGAAACAGUGCAUGUACCAGGAGACUCAUUCUGGUAGAUAUUGGAGCUUUAUCCCUCUCCCAGCUGUUUUUGUCCUUCAGCGCAGAGCCUCCACAGCUGUCUCUCUGUCUGUCUCUGCUGUGAGGAAACCAGGGGAAGGGUGGUGUGGGGGAGUAGAGAGACUGAAUGGGUGUGUAGGCCGGAGUAUCAACUCCAUCCAACAACCCACACUACGGAUAAAGGGGGGAUUUUCCUACAUUAUCCAAUUGGGACUUAGAGCUGCACACAACCUGGCUAUUUUCACACCGAUUUUGGUUGUUGUUGUUGUUGACAGUCUGUCCAUGGCAAAACAAUGUCUCUGUAAAGUAGAUUGCAAGUCAGAGGUCUGUUCCUAAGGGUACUUAAAGUACUAUACUGCUGUCAUGUUUAAGCUACUAGUAAUGUAUAUAAAGGGCAUUAUAACCUAGGUUCAAGGUAUGAUAGGAAAACACUUGGUUCUAUAGGUCUAUAACAUUAUCAAUCAAAUGUAUUUGUAAAGCCCUUUUUACAUCAGCUGAUGUCACAAAGUGCUGUACAGAAACCCAGCCUGAAACCCCAAACAGCCAGCAAUGCAGAUGUAGAAGCACAUAUCUGUUCACAAUUCCUAAAACCUGAAAAUGCCCCAGAUCUUCCAUGGCCUGCAAACGCACCAGACAUGUCACCCAUUGAGCAUGUUUGGUAUGCUCUGGAUCGACGUGUACGAUAGCAUGUUCCAGUUCACGCCAAUUUCCAGCAACUUCACACAGCCAUUGAAGAUGAGUGGGACAACAUUCCACGGGCCACAAUCAACAGCCAGAUAACUCUAUGCGAAGAUGUUGCGCUGCAUGAGGCAAAGGGUGGUCACAUUAUAAUGACAUUAAAUAUAUGUUUUAUAUAUCUACAUUUUCUUAGUUUGCUUACCUGUUAUCAUGUUAUUGUUGCACCAACUAUUACCAAGUAAUAACAAUAUCCCUAUUGUGCAAUGUCAAUAACCAUCCAUGACAUCGGUUGAUUAACCACAA